UUGUAUCUAAUCUACAUGCACCCUAUGUUCAACAACUAAUUCAAUCGCACGUAUGAAUUGAUAAUGCUAUAAUUUCAUGUUUUGCAAUGGAAUCUCCGCCAAAAGCAAGCAUAAAAAAAUGAGUUAAAAGUAACAAAAACAAAACUGCAGAAUUGUGCAGUCUUUAUGAUUAUACUUUCGUAUAGAUUUUAAUAUAUGGUUUUGAGUGUUUGUCUGAGUGGGUAUUUCUUUCUUUUUCAACGAUCGAUAUUCUUCUUUGUCGACAUUUUUAUCGGUUCUCUCAGUAUGAAAGAUGUUGAGAACAAACGGAGUCUUGGAUACAUUUUUUCCCUAUGACGUAAUCAACAAUGACUCAUUGGGGAAAUUUGCAUUGCACUAGUUUCCCCAAAGGAGAAUGGCUGAACGUGGGUGCAAGUGGGGAAAAAUGAACUAUAUAAUAGAAGACAUUAUUCUACAUAGGUAAAAGUUUGUAAAAUUGAAUAUAUUUAUUUUUAGAUAAAUAACUAUUACUACAGCAACAUUUAGUGUGAAUAACAUGCCGCAAACAUUGCAUCUAUCUCUCCGUUGCAUUAAUUACAAUGACUGUUUCGUAACAGCUGGCAGGGAUGGCUUAAUCCUCAAGAACUCGACUAAAGAAAGCGCACUGUGGACAGCUCAAUAUUGUUUUCCAUCAUGGACCCUAGUUCAUCAAGUGUCUUCCAUGUGUCUUACUUUCAAUAUGGAGAACAAGCUUAUCAGUAGCUCAGAAGAAAACGGGUCGCUGAAAGUUAAACACGGCGACCACCGAUUGCUCCUUCGGUUCUCAGUCAGUGCUUGUGGCGUUGUGGGCAAUAAGCUGAGCCUUGAGUUGCUUGCUGAGAAUGACCCCAAGGGUAAACCUUUCGCUAUCUUUUUCACUUGCGAAGGAUUCAAUCAAAUAUUUCCUCAUAUUGAUACUGACUUCUUCGACAGCCAUCCGACGCAUAAUAAGAUUAUUACCGACAUAAGUGACAAUCAAUAUGAUUACAUUGUGAUCGGUUCCUCGUUUUGCUCUUUGGCCUUCAUUGAACAAAUUUUACAAAAGAAUCCAAAAGCAAAAAUUCUUGUAUUGGAGAGAGGCUCAAUAUAUCUGUUUGAACAUCGCCAACAUUACUCCACUCCAUUACCUACUCCAGGAGAUUUGGAAUUAAAACCAUGGAGUAUCUCGCCUGAAACCAUAGAGAAUGAAUAUGUGCAAAAAGUUUGUGGGCAAAUACCAUUCCUUGGAGGUAGAUCUACGCAUUGGAGUGGCUGGAGUCCAACACCAUCGACCAAAGAACUAGCUGGAUGGCCAGAAGAUCUUAAGGUUCCACUACAAAAAACAUACUUUGGUCUAGCACAAAAAUUCCUUGGUGUUAUUGAAGCAAAUGAGAUAAAUGCAUUUGAGAAUGGUAAUUAUCUCUAUCGUACAUUUCAAUCUGGCUUAAAAUCAUGCUUGGAUAGUGCUGAUACUAUAGAAUCAGUUGACGAUAUUCGUCAUGCUCCACUUGCUAUGGGCAACGAUCGAUCCAUCAAAUUCUCCACAGUAGAAAGGCUACUAUUGAUGGAAAAUGUUACUGUGAUUUAUGAAUGUACAGCGGAAGAAAUUUUGCAUGAUGGAAAGAAAGCAACAGCUCUUCGAACAAGUCAAGGCACUAUCGAAAUUCCCAAUAACACCAAGCUGAUAUUAGCAAUGAGUACAUUGCCUGCUACUACACUUGUGCUUAACUCGUUCAAAACGACUGAAUUUCCUCAACUUUCUAAUGUUGGAAAGAGACUUACAGCUCAUUUUGUCAGCUCAGUAAUAGCUCGAGUACCUAGACAAAACUUAUCACUUCCAGACAAUGCUCCCGACGUUGAGCUGGGUGCAGUGUACAUUUCAGGCAUAACAGAUGGGGCACAAUACCAUCUUCAAUUAUCCGGAGUGGCCUAUACACAGUGUAAUGACGACAACAACAUUCAUGAUAUAUGCAAAAAAUAUUCAGCAAACUCCAUACCUAAAGAGUGUAUAGAUAGAUCCCGAGACGAUAUUGUGGUAUCUUGCUCAACAUUAGGAGAGCUGGAUUACAAGAAUAAGAGCAACCAGUUUAACUUGACCAACAACAACCAAAGCCUCACUACCAAUGGAGAACUAACGUUUCACCUUAAUGAUCAAGACAACCGAUUGUGGGACUUGAUGGACAGUGUAACAUUUGAGGUAAUGAAUACACUCUCGUGUUCCGCAAAUGGUGAUGAUCUGGAAUAUUGGCAUGAAACUGACAAAAAGUGGAAGAAAGAUCCUCCUCCAUCAGACCAAAUACGUAACAAGAAUCUUGUUCAUGAUGCUUCAACAAUGUGGAUAGGCGAUAAUGAAGACACUGAAGCACCAGUAGGUCUUGAUUACCGCCUCAAAGGUGUGAACAAUGUUUACCUUACUGGAGGAGCAUUGUGGCCAACUGGCGGAUCAUGGAACCCUGUUCUGACUAUUGUUGCUAUGGCAAUGCAUUUAGCCGAUACCAUGUAA
Adineta steineri is the source of this 2500-nucleotide messenger RNA. The record is from the annotation of a GenBank genome assembly. NCBI's taxonomy places the organism in Eukaryota, Metazoa, Rotifera, Eurotatoria, Adinetida, Adinetidae.